AUGUUUAACGAUGAAACAAAGGAGAAGCAACAAGCCGGUGUGGAUUUUUCAGCUGCUGGUGAAGAUUCCUUUUCUAAUCUUUAUGAAUUACCGUUAAAUCGAAUAAAGAGGAUUAUGCAGAAUAACUCGGAGGAGGUACACAUUUCAAACGAAGGAUUAUUUGCGAUGUCGAAGGCAGCGGAAUUAUUUAUCAGUCGUUUGUCGCAAGAAGCCUAUCAAAUAAAUAAUAUGCCAAAAGUUCUCGAUUAUUCGCAUUUAGCGAAUUAUGUGCAGAAUUGCAGCGAACUGAAUUAUCUUCAUGGCGAUUUUUUAGAUAUGAUUCCUCGAAUGGUAAAAUUGAAGGAUGUAAUGCAUUUACUACCAACGGAAGAUGAAAUAAACAUGAGCUAA
This is a messenger RNA of Dracunculus medinensis (Guinea worm), 390 nucleotides long. The record is from the annotation of a GenBank genome assembly. NCBI's taxonomy places the organism in Eukaryota, Metazoa, Nematoda, Chromadorea, Rhabditida, Dracunculidae.